GCGGCUACCCUCUGCUACCAAGCUGGUUGUACUAGUAGAUUGUAUCUGGACGGCCUACUAUGGCGAGCACGAUGAGUACGAAGCUGAACAUGGACGGCAUCAUGCUGUUUGAGGAGCCAUUUGUUCGAGUUCCGUACGAGAACUAUCGCAAGGUCUUCCGCGCGUCGCAGCGGCAUGUCGAAAAAGAUCUGUCGGGGGUGCAGAAAGCUGCCAGUGACAUCGAGAACCGAUGGCGCGCAGGUGGCCAUGACGUCGACGAAGCAGUCAAGUCUGUCCAGGCCAUGAUUGGGCGGGUAGAGGGUCUUAAACGAAAGCUGUCCGACCUUCAUGAUACAUCCGGUAAACCUACGCAAGAUGUCAUGCGCGAGCGCCUCAAGUACCUAGGUCAAGUGGAGACUAUGCAGAGCGCCGACGGACAUGAAUUCGCCCAAUGGUCGGAUGUCCGACUCGAUCGAUGGUUAGUAGACUGGUCUUUGCGUAGGGGGAGGGAGAAAAGCGCGAGGAAGAUAGCCCAGGAGAAGGAGAUCCAGAAACUAGUGGACAUCGAUUUGUUUACCGAUAUACACCGGAUAGAAACUGCUCUAGAAGGACAUAGCUGUACGGAGGCUCUCGCGUGGUGCAGCGAGAACAAGUCCGCGCUCCGCAAAGCGAAGAGCACACUGGAGUUUGAUUUACGCCUCCAAGAAUACAUCGAGCUAUGCCGUGCAGGUAAAGCGGUCGAAGCGAUCGCGUAUCUCAAGAAACACCUCACAUCAUGGCAAGACACACACUUGGCGCAAAUCCGACAGGCCUCAGCCUUGCUCGCCGUCUCGCCCUCUACAAAGACUGGGUCAUAUAAGCGUCUCUACGACGUCGCACGCUGGAAGACGCUGGUCCAGGCGUUCCGCCUUGCCGUAUACAGCCUCAACACGUUACCAACCGAGCCGCUGUUUCACUACGCGCUGAGCGCGGGCCUCGCCUCCCUGAAACUGCCCGCAUGCUACGACCCCGCCUCGAAGAACGCGGACUGCCCCGUCUGCGACCCGGCGCUGGGACAGCUUGCGAAGGAGGUGCCCUUCAGCCACCACGUGAACUCCACGAUCGUGUGCCACAUCACGGGCAAGGUCAUGGACGAGGAUAAUGCGCCGAUGGCGUUCCCCAACGGCUAUGUCUAUUCGCGAGAGGCGUUGGAAGACAUGGCUGCAAAGAAUGAUGGGAUCGUGACGUGCCCCCGCACCAAUCAUAGUUGCGAGUUUUCGGCAUUACGAAGGGUAUACAUUUCGUGAUCGCCUGCAGCUGUCGAUUCGGGAUGCAUCGACUAUAAUUUUGUGAGUGCGGAUGCUGGGUGUGUAUGUCAAAUGUAUGUAGUUUUAUUCUCGCAACGCACGCUAGCAACAGAGGUGUACUAUGUCAAGUUUCUGUCAAACCUACGCCACUUUAAC
Molecule: messenger RNA, 1421 nt
Organism: Gloeophyllum trabeum ATCC 11539
Lineage: Eukaryota; Fungi; Basidiomycota; Agaricomycetes; Gloeophyllales; Gloeophyllaceae
Exons: 7
Coding region: 60-1265 (401 amino acids)
Biological process (GO): proteasome-mediated ubiquitin-dependent protein catabolic process
Cellular component (GO): GID complex; cytoplasm; nucleus
Molecular function (GO): ubiquitin protein ligase activity
Source: RefSeq, a predicted model, not a curated record